This is a messenger RNA of Lutra lutra (Eurasian river otter), 2369 nucleotides long. RefSeq lists its product as uncharacterized. The coding region runs from base 34 to 654 and encodes 206 amino acids. The record is from RefSeq and is a predicted model, not a curated record. The transcript has 3 exons. NCBI's taxonomy places the organism in Eukaryota, Metazoa, Chordata, Mammalia, Carnivora, Mustelidae.
UCUUUCUUUGCUCUGCUACGCUUGCAGGCAUCCAUGCCGCGGCUCUGGAAAUGCAGAAGGGAGACGAGCUCUUCCUCUCGGUUUCUAGUUACGUGCAGCCUGGAUGUACACGUCACGAGCAGCGUCACCCUGCUCUUCGUGCUGUGUGAUGGGGGCCUUGGCAAGUGCGGCUCGCUGGGCAGGGGUCCCCGGUGUGGGGGUGAGAGGCGGCCCUGCACAGACCCUUCACAAAGCUUCCCUGGAGUCCACUCCACGUGUCUACAAAGCCAUGGCAGCGUCACCCCUGCUGUGCAUGAAGACACCAAGAUCGCACCCAUGAGGCGUGGACACAUCAGUGGAGGCAAGCUCUGCCUGUUGGCCCUCCCUCCCGUGGGCAGUAAGGAGCCCCGAUGGCCCUCACGACCAGGCACAUGGGCCUGCGGGUUCCACGGAGGGUUCAGAGGGCCUGUGGCCACAGGCGAAGCUGGACAUCACGUUGGGGAGCACACAGCACCGGACCUCAGCCUGCAGUCUCCGGGCUCGCCAUGGGGUGAAGGUUACGCAGGAAGGCCAGACCGUGGUCUCCUGGAAGCUGACGGCGACACCAGGGCUUUCCUGCACUUUUGCCGUGCUCCCCGUCCUUGGUCUGUCUGUCCUGUGGGUCGGUGCAGAUGAGACGUGCUGGGCCGUGGGGGUCCAGUGGGCUUGCCUCGGGUAGCGUGGCUCUGGACAUGCACUUUUAGAAUUUAAGAAGUGUUUCCCUCCUGAUUUUACAAAAUGUUCGUAGCCCACGAUGCUGGGAAGCCAUCUUACGUGCCUGAAAACCUUAAUGAGCACAGGGCACCAGAAGACGGCUUCUGAUUUUCCUGAUUAGGAGCAACGGGUAUGGGAACAGGAGUGAGUCCGUGGUGCCUCUCCCUGGACGUGUGUCCUGCGUCCCUUUUGCUUUCCAAGGUGGAUUUUACUCCUAAAGUUCUGGGGCUCAGGACAAGGAUGGGGUCUUAACAAACAAACCCACAGACUGUCAGACCACACAGAGUGCGUGUACCUGUGGCUGCAGGCCUGGACACGCUGUGGCCCACACGUGGGAGUUCAUCCGACCGCAUCUUCCCUCCAGGUCCCUUCAGGAACAUGCUGGGGUGAACUCAGGAGAAGAGGCCCAGGGAGCAGCUAGAGAUCCUGUGUCCCAACACCCCCACCCAAAACACAGUGCACACGUGCUUUAGCCAGGAGCAUGCUAGCACUGGUGUGCAACCGUCACCACGCAAACCCACGCCAGCAUGACACGAGCAGGGGACACGCAGCGUGGGGCAGCCAGGUUGGCGUGUCUGUGCUCGCUGUGGCCGAGCUGUGCCCUGCGCAUGUCCGUACGCCUUGGGUCAGGCCAUUUGCCAAGCCCCGAUUUCAGGUCCUUAAAAGCACUGGCAGUGCGUUGACACGAGCCGUAACCUGCAAACAAGUAUACGGAUAAUCACGCGCUCCCACAAAGAUCUCCCGUGUUCUCAGACCAAUACAUUUCCUGCUUCAGUGAACCGUCCCGUUGUUAAUCUGUGCGGUCUCACCCCGGGUGAUGGAAAUACUUGCCCUCUUUCCAGGUGCCCAUUACUAUUGUUUUAGGUUACAUGUAUAAUGCAUGAGAAGAACCUGUUUGUCAAACAUUCCAGACAGGCCGCGCAACUCUGCCUCAGUCGGCAACGGUCACCCCAACCAGGGGGAGGGAGAGAGAGCCGGGGUUUGCCUUCACUUACCCCGAGAGCAGUUUAUGUGACGUAGCACACGCCGUGAUGUUCACCCACGGAACGUGGCGAGUCUGUGGUUUCGCGCACCCAUGGGGGUGUACGGCUGUCCCUGUAGCCGUGCUGCCGCGUUCUCGGACCCAUGUCCUUUGGCGUGGCCCCAGUACACAAUCUCCCAGCCCCUGACGACCACUGUUUGCUCUCUGUCCAUGCGUUGUUAUAAGAAACAGAAUCACGUAACUUGUGGUCCUUCUGUGAUGGACUUUGUGGCUUCGCAUCACGUUUUCCCGUUGGUGUGUGUUGUCGCGCCUGCGUGCUUUGUUCCUCCCCAUCUGCUGGCGCCGCUCCCUCGGAAGAACAUACACAGUGUAUGUAUGAUGCGCCACUUCCUUAUCCACUCAUGAGCCCCUGGACUUUUGGGUUGUUUUCACAUUUUGGUUCUUGUGAAAAAUGAUUCGUCCUAGUUUUUGUAAGUAUUUAGAGUGAACGUGAAGACGGCAUCGUAGAAUCUUGAAGCUGGGUGAUCCUUGUUCUUAGGACGGAGUGAAGUGGUCUGAUUACCAGCCAGAUGUGCUGGCAGCAGCAGGGUCUCCUGGUCGGUACUAUCUUUCCUUCUUGUGACUUGUUGAUCUCCCUGAAGUAAUGCCAGGGCUU